GAGAGAGAGAAGAUGCCUUGCCUUAACCUGGCAACCAACGUGAGCCUGGAGGUCAUAGACACCCCCUCAAUCCUCUCUGAAGCCACCAAGACUGUCGCCAAAAUCAUCGGAAAGUCUGAGGCUUAUGUAAUGAUUAUGCUGAUGGGAUCAGUUCCCAUGUCAUUCGGGGGGACUGAAAAAAAAACACUGUAUGAUGAGCUGGUCUCCAUCAAGGGCUUGAAUCCAGACUCAAACAAGAAACUGUCGUCAGCACUCUUCUCCCGAUUGAACUUUCGGCUCAAAAAUCCCAAGUCACGGUUCUUUCUCAAGUUCUAG
This is a messenger RNA of Magnolia sinica, 315 nucleotides long. RefSeq lists its product as uncharacterized. Gene Ontology annotation, molecular function: phenylpyruvate tautomerase activity. Lineage: Eukaryota; Viridiplantae; Streptophyta; Magnoliopsida; Magnoliales; Magnoliaceae. The transcript has 4 exons. The coding region runs from base 13 to 315 and encodes 100 amino acids. The record is from RefSeq and is a predicted model, not a curated record.